AUGUCUUCGCCCGAACGAGAUGUAAAGCCAGACCUCGACCUCCCGAAACAAGUCUCACCAAGCAAGAAGGCGAAAGCGCCCACCAAAAAGAGCCCUUCCAAAGCCGGUUCCCGAUCCGUCAAGAGAGAAAUCACCGGGACAGGCGACGAGUCCGGUUUCAAGCCUACUUCCAAGGACAUGGCCUAUCACUACGUCAUGCACGCUCUCGACAAGGUCACGAUCGAGACGAGGAAAGAGAUCGCGCAAAAGUUGGGGGUGAGGCAGAAGAACCUGGAUGCUUCCUGGUCCAUCAACUGGAAGUGA
Molecule: messenger RNA, 303 nt
Organism: Filobasidium floriforme
Lineage: Eukaryota; Fungi; Basidiomycota; Tremellomycetes; Filobasidiales; Filobasidiaceae
Exons: 3
Coding region: 1-303 (100 amino acids)
Source: RefSeq, a predicted model, not a curated record